Molecule: messenger RNA, 558 nt
Organism: Linum trigynum
Lineage: Eukaryota; Viridiplantae; Streptophyta; Magnoliopsida; Malpighiales; Linaceae
Source: the annotation of a GenBank genome assembly
AUGCUUCAGGUGAACUCAAGUGAGGGGGAAGAGAUCCCCAAUGGCGCUCGACUCUUGUCAUUUCGCAUGAUUUCAGAAACCCAUACUGCAAGGAUUCUAGAAAUGGGAACAACACGGACUAAGAGCGGAGUCGACAACACCAGGCGAGGGGAGCCAGAGGACACAAGCAGCCGCCGGGUGGGAUGGUCAGAGCUUCGAGGCGAGCAAUGGACGCGGCGUGGGUUGGCAGUCCUGGUAGUAACAACGAUUAACGAAAUAUUGGAGCCGAAGAAGAUGUUCGCAAGAUUGGGUUUGGCUCUCAGCCGCCUGGAGGACAACGCGUCGAAGGAAAUCCACGACCCGGAGGACCGUCAGCGAACGAGGAAUCCACAUCCAGACAACGACAGUCCAUCGAGUUUACUCUCCUGCUGUGCAGGUGGCGUUGCAAUCAUCGGGAACGCCAUUCGUCGUGAUGGUAUCGGGCAGGCAUUCGACGAUCGCUUCCGAAGUAGCGGCGGCAAAGAUGAAGCUGGAGGAAGGUGGAAUCUUCCGCCUAAGGAUCAGUUCGCCGUCGGAUGA